AGAUAUACUAGUCUUAACACCCAUUACUUUCACUACUAGUUUGUGUUCUUGGCACUGAAAAGUCUCACCACCUAUCUGCAUGGCUUCUUCUUCUCAGUGGCGUGGCAAGGCUAUAAUCCCUGUCCAUUUCUCAGCUAUUAUCUUCAAGAAAACUGAUCUUCAGAGUCUGAAAAUAUCAAGUAAAUUUACAAGGACAUAUGGAGGUGGUUUGUUUAAUCCAAUGUUUUUGAAGCCUCCAGAUGGCACCAAAUGGGAAGUGAAUUGGACUAGAAAAAAUGAUGAUGAGGUUUGGUUCGAAAAGGGUUGGAACAAAUUCACUCAAAACUACUCCUUAGAUGAUGGCCACUUGAUUCUUUUCACCUAUCAUGGAAAUUCACAACUUGAUGUUCACAUCUUUGACAAAUCUGCCUCUGAAAUACUCUAUCCGGGGUUAAACACUACUCCUACUACUGCUUGUGAUGAUGAAAAGAACAUCAAACUUGAUCUCAUGCACAAUGAUGAUGAUGAUGAUGACUCAAUUGAGAUUUUGAAGCCUUGUAAACACAAACGCAGCAUGCUAGUGUUGGUUCCUCAACCUUGUAAUAAAAGAAUGAAAGAUAAGAAGAAGGUUGCUGAAAGAAGAUCAAGUUGUUCAUCAUUGAAUUGGCCAAAGCAAGAAAGAGCACAGGAAGUAGCUAUGAACUUCGUGUCUGAUAAUCCUUUCUUCACAAUGUUCAUAACCCAUAUCCAUCUUUCACACUACAAAGCGGCUGUGCCAAACAUGAAAGAGUAUACUGAUGAGGAUGAGAAGGAUGUGGAGCUGAAAAUUGGGGAGAAAUCGUGGAAAGUCAAACUGAGGCGUGGUAGCAACUCUUCAAAUUGUCGGUACUUGGGUGGUGGAUGGUCCUUGUUUGCAGAUCAGAGUGAAUUGCUUCCUGGAGAUGUUUGUGUCUUUGAGCUCAUCAACAUUCAUCCUUUGCAGUUUAGGGUUCAUAUUUUCAAAAAGCAGCAGAGUUAGUUUGAUCUCAACUUCGAAGAUAACAUCACUUUCCAUGCAUUUUGAUGGCCUUACCUUUUGGUUUUGAUACAUUUCGGAAAAAAUAUGAAAACGUUAGCUUGUAUAAGGAACGCUUCAUAAGAUAUGGAAUAUUAUUAUAAGCAUUAGGCAAUGUUAUCAUUUUGGAUUAAUA
Arachis ipaensis is the source of this 1169-nucleotide messenger RNA. Its product is annotated as B3 domain-containing transcription factor VRN1-like. Lineage: Eukaryota; Viridiplantae; Streptophyta; Magnoliopsida; Fabales; Fabaceae. The record is from RefSeq and is a predicted model, not a curated record. Gene Ontology annotation, molecular function: DNA binding.